Oncorhynchus nerka (sockeye salmon) is the source of this 4969-nucleotide messenger RNA. Its product is annotated as galaxin-like. The transcript has 12 exons. The record is from RefSeq and is a predicted model, not a curated record. The coding region runs from base 455 to 1744 and encodes 429 amino acids. NCBI's taxonomy places the organism in Eukaryota, Metazoa, Chordata, Actinopteri, Salmoniformes, Salmonidae.
UUGUUUCAUUUGUGCAGUUCUUCUGGCUCUACCCUGCUACAGCGCACCUGGGCAAGUCAAUCCUUUAGGAGUUCCAGUCUCUGCCCAUGCUGGGAAGUUCUACGACACUUCUCCCAGAGAUCACGUCUGCGGUGGGCUGAAUUAUGACGUUCUAGAUUACACUUGCUGUGAAAGAGUACUGCAUAAAGAGGCGCUGCUGUCUUGCUGUGGAAACAGGGUCUUUAACCUCACCCAGGCUUCCUGUUGCGAAGGUCAGCUGACUCUUAAUGUGAGCCAGCUGGUGUCAGAUUGCUGUGGGUGUCAGGCCUAUGACCCACUCAACCAGCUGUGCUGUGACUCUCAGAUCCUAACCAGGACCCAACCCCAUUCCAAGUGUUGCGGAAAAGAGCUUUACAAUGAAGACCACCAGCUUUGCUGUGGAAAUGUCGUUAAAGGAAAGAAGGUCCUGACUAAAAUGUCCGUUCACCACCGGUGCUGUGGAGACCACCAGUUUGACCAGCGAAGCCACUGCUGCUGCUUCAAUUCUGAACCACUCUCUCCAGAGCCUCUCAAUGCAAGCUGCUGUGCAUCAUCAGGGUCUAAUCACUUGGGAAUUGCUCCGACUUCUCCAAAAUGUAUGUCCGGGAAACAGCCCUGUGAUCUAGGUGCCCAUUUCAACCCAACAACAGAGCGUUGCUGUGUGAACCCUACAUCUCUCCAGGGACAAAGUUACUCACAUGACCAGACCUGCUGUGAGGGAACACUACGCCACCCCCCAUAUCUCUACAAUGGUGCUAGCUGUGGCUCUCAGGUUUACAAUCCAGACAGUAAAAUCUGCUGUGCCGGGAAGCUGUCCAAUAGGGUGCUUGGAAAAAACCUGUGCUGCGGUACAACUCCGUAUGGUAUAGAGGACCGAGGGGUGCUGUGUUGUAACCAGACCUUGCACCGUGAGGUGGAGGAUGGGUACCAGUGCUCCCCAGGUGGUCACUUGUAUCUGCCAUCCCGUGACAUGGUGUGUGGCUCACGAGUUCAUCUCAACGAUCCAGGCAAACACUGCUGUGGGGAGGAGACAUACGACCCUCAGUAUGAAAUCUGCUGCAACGGACACACACACAGCAGGUGGGGGAAUAAGUCCUGCUGCGGAGGGAAGGCUUAUGACCCCAGCUGUGACCAGAUGAAGUGCUGUGCAGGGACUCUGUAUGACCUGCAGGUUCAGGACAGACUCUCAGAGGAGGCCCAGUGCUGUGGGAGUGUCCUGAUGGAGGCCGGCUCCACCCAGACCUGCUGCUCUGCCCCAGGGCUAGACCUGCUCUAUCCUACCCAGCCAGGGUUCACCUGCUGUGGGCACCGCUACCCCAACUCAUCCCUGUGGUCCUGCUGCGCGGGGGUCCUGCACCCAAGGCCUGAACCACACACCACCAGCAAGAACAUGAUUCCAGGACCCAGGCUUCUACCACUGGGGGAUCUGAAGACUGAAGUCCUGUGUCACAGCAGAGUUCUAGUAGGGACAGUGGAGAGUGUGUCUGUGAAGAUGAAUGAGCGGUCCAUCGUGAUGGUGAACGCCAUGUACAUGCUGGCCUCGCGUGGCCAUGUCAGCGCCGUGCCUUCCCCUCACAACGUCACAUUACCCGACCACUGCAGCUCCCCUGAACUGGUGCCGGGCAACACUUACAUCUGGGUGAAAAAUAAUUUCUCAGACACCAUAAGUUUCAUCUCUGAUCAUUCCUCCCCUCUCCAUUCCAUUCUCUCCAGGUGCUCAAAAUGAGACUUUUAACCAUGUUUUGAGGCAAUACAGUGUUUUGUUCACAAUUACAUUGCUUACAAAAAAUGUCUUUAAAACAAAACCCGUCUAUUUUGGGUUCUGAUGGGGUAGGACAGAUUAACUGAGCUCAUGAGGCGUACGUUAUAUUCUUAAAGAGUCAAUUUGUAAAUAAUUAAUUUAAAACUCAAACAAAAAUGUGGAUGUUGACCCAUUUAAGAUAUCAGUAUAUCUUUAAGCAAUUUUUAUUUGCUUACAAAAAAAACCCAACCGUAUUUAUGAGAUCUCAUGAGUCAUAUCUCAGGAUAAGUCAUAUUUUAUUAUGUUUGUCUGGGUAGUGGUUUUCUGUUAUAUUAUCGCAAACGUUCCAUUAAUGUUAAUGCAAUAUUUUCUUAAUAAUGUAUAUUCCAUACUGAAGCUAUUUACUCACUUGAAACUCUUAGUUCAAUGUGACACUAACAUCAUUGGCGUGAAUCUGUCUGUGAAGUGAUUGCACCACAUUGUGAAACGGCAGGAAAUAAGCCUAUUUUCUAACCAAGCAAUUGUGUGUAGGUGUGUGACUUUUUCCACAUUGUGUUACGUUACAGCCUUAUUCUAAAAUUCAUUCAAUUGUUCCCCCUCCCCUCCCCUCCCCUCCCCUUAAAUAUGACAUUUACAUAAGUACUCAGACCCUUUACUAAGUACUUUGUCGAAGCACCUUUGGCAGAGCGAUUACAGCCUCGAGACUUGUUGGCACACUUGUCAGAGAAGACAGAGGAGCAUCUAUCAACAUAGCAACCGUCACAAGAAUAAUAAAGGACUAUUCUAAUAAAUGAAGAUACUCCAAACUCCGAUAUUGACUGAGAUAUAGCACAUAAAACAUUGUCCUGCCACGGACAAAUAAGAUCCUUGCUGAUCCUCUCUUUUAGUUGUGACUAUUGUACAAGGCUGGCACCUGCAUGACAUCAGAACUACUGUAUGAAAGACAAAGUAGAGUUGGCUCAGUUCCAUUCCACAUAAAAAAAACAUCAAACAAAGCUGUCCAGUUACAGGGCAAAUAACUGUAUAAACUGCAAACACAUGGUGUUAUAAUUUUAGUGUUCCUGAACAUUGUGCUGAAAAUAAUGGAAGGAUUGAAGAAAGCGAUAGGAUAUUUUAGUGGAGCCUCAGAAACCACAAUGAAAUGACUGUAUAUCAAAACAAUAGGUUGACACCGGCGCCAAACAAUUGCUUGAAACUGUGAGCGAGAAAUUGCAUCUUUCAUAUGCUUCCUUCCAGGCUCUUGUCGUGGGAGAUGGUCCAUGUCCUUGGACACAUUCCCAGUUAACCACACAGCCUCUUCCUGUAUGAAGCUCUGACCCAAAGUGUCUCAAAGUAAGCCAAACGUGGCACUAUUGUAAAACAGUUCUAACACAGCAGAUCUAUGCUCUCUAAUGGCCUACACAAAGAAAAUAUCAUGUUAUGAGCACCACAUAUCUUUUGUUUCACACAAAUUGUUUAAAACAGAACAUAGACAGAAACGCAUAAGCUUACAUGUCAAAUGUCAUUUCAUCCUAUUUUAGAGACUAAUGAAAAUACUGUAUCCUAUCACUACUGUGUGUAGGGGGAAAGCAUAGGGCCACUAUCCCUUGAAUAAAUUCAGGGACAAGAGGCUCAUUUGAGCUGGCGAGGGUUAUAAACGGACAAUAAAGUGAUUAUUAUUAACACAGAGAAGCUAUGUUAAUAAAUAAGUAGGUUCACUGACAGCAGGCUGGAGAGUUAGGUCGUAAACAUACACACCUCAGAUGCUGUCGAAGACUCCGUCUACUUACUCAACACUCUUAGAAAAAAGGGUUACAAAAGGGUUCUUCGCCUGUCCCCAUAGGAGAACCCUCAGUGGAAAGGGUUCUACAUGGAACCCAAAAACGGUUCUACCUGGAACCAAAAAGGGUUCUUCUAUGGGGACAGCCGAAUAACCCUUAUUGGUUCUAGAUAGCACCUUUGUUUUCUAAGCGUGUAUAGGAAAGCAGUUGACAUACACACCUCAGAUGCUGUCGAAGAAAGACUCUACUUGCAAGGUGUGUGUCAAAGCAUCUAUUAGGAAAACAGUAUAACAGAGACUCAAUUUGGAUGAAUGAUCUCCAAAUGAUUUGAUAAAAGGAGGAACUUCAGCAUAGCUUGGGAAUGACUAUCCAGAAGAAUGAGAUCGGGUUGACUUGCUGACAGAAAGAAACUUAACACAGCAUUUGCACUUCUUCUCGACAUCCCCUUUGGGAUGCACUUUUUCAACAAUUGCCUUUUCAGGGAUGAUUGGAAUAGUGUGGUUUCUGAGAUUACAUUUCAAAAUCAUAUAAAAGUGAUCUGACAUGUUUAAGCAAUAAGGUUCGAGGAAGUGUGAUAUAUGGCCAAUAUACCACAGCUAAUGGCUGUUCUUACACACAACUCAAAGCAGAGUGCCUGGACACAGCCCUUAGCCACUUCAGUCCUUCUAAUUGAUGGGAACUACACCAUCCCCCCAACAAACCUCAAGUUAGCUCUUUCAUGCCAACAAAAGGCAACAUCAAAAAUGGCUCUCUAAAAAAAAUUAUCUUCAGAUUUGAACUCUCAAACUCUGGUUUGGGAUGCUGUCACCAUAACCACUACUCUACCAGACAGACAGAGACAGAAUGUUAAGGGGUACUUAACAAUGCACACAUCAAAGACAACAUUUCAGAGGUUAGAGAAUGGUGUGGGGGCUUGUACUUCUUGGGUCCACCAACCGUUCCUCAAUCUUCUUUUGAUGACUACAAACAGAGAUUAUGAAUCUUCAAAACCUACACUAUAGGAUGGAUGUGUUUAGGAACGGGGGACGAAAUUCGAAAGAGGCGUAUUUCCAAUUACCAACAAAUAGACCCUAGAAAUGUUAUUCCAAAAUCUUAAUAUUGGAACUUUGUCCCUUCAUUUGCCUACUACUGUCUAUAAGCUAUCAUAACACGUGGGUUCUUUCUUGGGGACAAGGUAUCGGAACGCUUUUGAAUGGUCUACAAAGCAUGCCCCUAGGCCAAAGUUGCCUUUUGCAGACAAGGGUUAUAUUGUUACUCCACGACAUUACGUUAUCACAACUGUAUUAAAGAACAUUCUACACAAGGUUUAUACACCUUGCAGGUGAGGACAAUGGUUAAAAAAAAUGGGAGAAGAGUAGAGAAGACUUCCUCAUUGUACUGUAUAUCAGAAUAUAUCACAACUUAUUCCAAAAAGCUCAAGACUGUUAUUGUUCCCUUCAAUAAAAAUAUU